Messenger RNA from Tricharina praecox, 686 nucleotides. RefSeq lists its product as uncharacterized. Bases 48 to 554 code for a protein of 168 amino acids. The transcript has 2 exons. The record is from RefSeq and is a predicted model, not a curated record. NCBI's taxonomy places the organism in Eukaryota, Fungi, Ascomycota, Pezizomycetes, Pezizales, Pyronemataceae.
CUGCUAUCAACUACUAGAAACCCAUUGCAGGACACCACGCACGCAAAAUGUAUGUAGAUUACUUAACGUGCCUGGAUGACUGCUCCCCCGGCCGCUGGCUCUGUCCUUCUUCUUCAGUCCUUCCCGCUCCUCUCGUCCUUCUCUUCUUCUUCUUCUUCCUCCUACGGCCAGUGUCCUCGGUCCCAUAUUUUGUCCCGCCUUCCAGUUUGCGGUCUCUCCCCUCCCCCCUUUCCCUCUUGCCGGCCUUACUGGCGUCGUCGGCCUUCCCCUCUGGACGUGGGACCGCCUACUCGGGAACGUGGUUCACUCUUCAGUCAUUCCCCCUGCCCCGGCGCUGGCUAUUUGAACCCGACCCGAUCCCGCAGAUCCUUAGGAGCGGCUGCCCGCGCUCGCUACAGCCGAAGAAACGGACUGCCAUCGUAUUCCACAGCAGAAACGAAACGGAGCGAGGAUCACCCUGCUCACAUCCCUAUCCGCGACGACCUCCGAUCUCCCUCGCCACAUACCGGUCCUUGGUCCCCUAUGCAGUUAUACCUGUGAAUGCUCCGGGAUAGGACCGCGUGGACAGAAGGAAAAAAAAAUACCUCCCCCACCCCUCCCGCCCUCCCUCGCUAGGAAGCUAAGAUACCGGUGGCGCAUGUUGAUAUUUCCCCAAUCUUUUCUUACGGAGACGACUACUUGCUUGU